Messenger RNA from Paramecium sonneborni, 313 nucleotides. Lineage: Eukaryota; Ciliophora; Oligohymenophorea; Peniculida; Parameciidae. The record is from the annotation of a GenBank genome assembly.
AUGUUAUUCAAUAUUGUUUCUAAUGAUUGUGAAAAAUUAUAUGAAAAAGAUAACCCGACCUAUGAUGAGGUAAUAAGAUUUAUUAGAGAUUAAAUGAAUAUUGUUAAUCCAUUAUUAACAUAUAUAGAUGAUGAUGGAAAAUCAUAUUAUGUGAAUUGUACAAAUGACAUCAAUGAGAUAAAAAAGAAAUUGUCUAUAAUAAAGAAAGUUAAUUUAUAUAUAACAUUGUAAUCUUGGACCUGUGCAUUUUGUACAUAUGAAGAAAAUACUGAAGAUAAAUGCGAAGUUUGUGGUCAAAUGAAAAAAUGAAUAA